AGUUAACAGCUCUUCUCCCUGGUGGAACUAUAGAUAGAUAGAUAUAUAAAUAGAUAGAUGGAUAGACUAACGGUUAGAGAAUUGAACAAGUGAAUUUUAAGCUACAUGAGAAAAUGUUAAACUAAUCAGACAGCUGGAGAUACAGAAAUAGGUAGGAGAAGUUGAAGGGAGACCAAAAUGACGAAUUUAAGUAAACGCGAGAGUGCCGAAAUACAAGACGACAGACCGCCAAGCCAAAACAGCUUUACAUCUGAUAGCUGUGCCAUUGACAGCUUUGCUGACAGUCAGGUUGACAGCUGCACUGACAGCUGUAAGCUGGACAGCUAUGAACAUAAUAUCGUUGAUGAAAUCUGUCUGAAAACAGUCCAGAUUUCUGAUAAAGUCCAAGUAGCAGAUGAUGCUGAGAAGGAUGCCAGUAAUGCUACCACUGUAAAGAAUGACGAGAAUGAAGAGAGUGAAGAGAAGCUGGAGAUUACUGCUGAAAACAAGAAAACAGGAUUAAAUAAAAGAACAGAACCUAUUCGACCUCCUAGAACCAAGGAUUUUAUUCCUUUUCCGUCACAUUCAAGUACAGAAUAUUAUAAUUUGUGUAAUCCUCCACCAGACAGUGAACCUCUUCCUACUCUACCCAGGAGGAAACCUUAUAUAACUAGUCCAGAUCAAACACACUCCUCUUCUAGUAUCAUUGGACAAUCCGCCAAUCCUUCUUCUAGUAUCAUUGGACAAUCCGCCAAUCCUUCUUCUAGUAACAUUGGUCAGCAGAAUUGUGUACCAGGAUCUCAAAAAUCUGAUGGAACACAUAGAGUGCAUCCUGGAACGCAUAGAGGCCAUGGAACAGAAAGGAAUCGUGGAAUACACAGGGAACGCCAAGGAACGAUGAAAGAGGAAUUGGGACAUCAUUCACUUCCCUCGUUCACCUCCACUUUAGGAUCAGAAAGAAGAGGAUGUACUAGCAGGGCUUCUGGUAUUUCUACACUAACUACCAGAACACAUCAAUAUAGGAAGAAAAAUAUGACAAAGCAAAGAAGAAAGGGAUCCACUUGUCACUGCAGAGAAAAGGGUGAUGAGAAGAUAGAUGAGGUUGUAAUCUUGUACAGUAGAUUCUGCCAGGGCAGUGCAGAGUGGGCACGGUAUCUGUACAAGCUGUUUACAGAACUAUCAAAGCAUAAAGGAAAACUAACUGUACGGCACCUACCCGUAGAAGAUAUACAACCUAUACUCCCUCAUCAGAUAGAGUCUGAUAUCUACAAUUCCCGCCUGCAACUUGUGAUAUUAUCUCCAUUAUUUCUACGCUGGAUUCAACAGCAUCCAGAUCAAUUGGUUGGCCGACUGCUGCAGCAGGAUCGUGUUAUUGCUCUUCUCCUUGGAGUCAGAGAGGAGCAGGUGUCUCCUGAGCAUAGAUCGUCCCUUGUCUCGUUCCAGCAGUGGGUUCAUCUGGAGGCUCGAGAUCAUGACCUAGAAUUCGUUCAAACUGUUCUCUACUUCUCAUCCCAGAUUCUACAAAGAACUGAGCUGAAAGAAUCUGUUCUCUCCGAAACUUUCUUUUUCACCAUUCUUCCACGAAAGGUGACUGAAUCUCAAAAUCGAGUUGUCCUUCUGCUUGAUCGCCCGGUUACCAGUCGAUCUCUUAUCCAUGUUUAUGUAGAUAAAGCAGGUAAACGAGUUCCUAUUGAUGAUGUUAAGAUGAAGAACCCUUACACUGUCCUGGCAACCAUACCGGUCUGUCUCAUGGCUAAAUCAUGCUUAGUGAAUCUUUACAUAGAGGUAGACGGAGAAAACAAAGGAUUUAGGCAGUUAAAGUGUGAAGCUAAACAGCAUGAGAUGGAAAUAAUUCUCAGCAGUGUUUUAGACCCGAUAGAAUUCUUGUGUCAAACUGUUUCUGUCUCUUCUCAGUGUAAGGAUCAGUUGGAUGAAAAAUUAACAGAAUCCUUCCUCAAUAAUAUUCCCAGGCAUGGUCUUCCUCUUCUUUCCCAGGGUAGAGAAGAAAUUAACAGGAAAGACGACUGUGAGUAUCCGACCCUUCUUCAUUUUUCUGCUGCUCACGGGCUAGAGCAGUUGACCUGCGCGCUACUAGACUGCCCUGGAGCACAAGCUGCGCUUCAAAUAAGAAAUUGUGGUGAGCUGACCCCUGAGAAGCUAGCUGCUGAAUACGGAUUUCAUGACCUAGCCGAAAUUAUAAAAUCUCAUCAGGCGCAGCCCUCAAAGUUCUCACAUAUCUACGAUUAUAUCAAACAUGGACACUUCUAUCCUCCUGGUGGUCAGCACCGUAAACCUUCUUCAAGUCUAAUCUCGGAGUUUGCAAACUCUGAUUACUCUGGUCCUGAUCCAGCUACAGAGAGUGUUUAUCAAGUUCCUCCUCCACCUAGACCAGUCACAGAGUCCCCUACUCCUGGAGUUCCUGGAGCACCCGGAGCACCUGGAGCACCUGGAGCAGGAGGGAUACCAGGGAACUACCUAGAUAUGUCAGGAUCAGGAACACCUUCUCCUUCACAGGUUCGGAAAAGUGAAAAGAAUCGAAAACCUGGAAAUCUGCGAGAUAUAACUCUUCUUCUCCAUUCAUUGGAGAUGCAUAUGGAACGAAACUCUAGAAGAAUUCUAAAUGAAGAAUCUCAGCAGAGACAUCUAUGGAGCCAAAUUGAAACACGAGAGUCUGCCCUGGACCGUGGGCCCCUAGAUCUAGGGUACGGAGGGAAUGGAGGGUAUGGAGGGUAUGGAGGAAAUGAUCAGACCUAUCAUGAAAUUCCAGACUUUUCCAGAGGUCUUCAAUAUGACAGGUUUGGAACACUCCGAGGUAGUCAAGUUAAUCGCAGUCUACGUGAGAAAUCCCGCGUUGAGCCUCAAUACUCAAACUUUAACCGGGAUCCAUUUGGUACAAUGCGAGCAGCCCGGGGUUCCAGUGUACCUUCUUCCAGUGCUAGUGAUGUUUUCCUAGAUCCAGAACCAGGAACUCAGGACAGGGUACCAGGGCACCAGGACAGGGUACCAGGGCACCAGGACAGGGUACCAGGGCACCAGGACAGGGUACCAGGGCACCAGGACAGGGUACCUGGAAUCCAUGACAGGGAACCUGAAAACCAGGAUAGGGGACCUGGAAUCCAUGAUAGGGAAUCUAGAAACCAGAACAGGACGGAUAAGAGUGUUGAGAGGGUUGAUGAACCAGAUUACCGUGGAGUAGGAGAACCUGUAGACCCUCAGCUAGCUGCCACUGAUGAACUACUUGGUCUUUUGGAGGAUUUUAAGGCGAAGUCUUACACCGUGAAAGAGAUGGAAAUACUGUUUGAGAACUGGAGGCGGAAAGUGGAAGAACCAGAAGAACAGAAUAAAAACUCUAGACCUAAUCAGAAACCUUCAAGUUCAUUGCUCAGAAUGUUUAAACCUAAGGAUCCGAAUGUAAAAUCUACCACAAGCACCAAAAAGUACACAAAGAACUGUUCCGGAAGUUUCGAUGAAGAACCGAACUUGAACGAAUCUGAGAUGAGCGUAGUCUGCCUUCCUCCCACUCCAUUGAAACCUGAAGCAAGCCAGGGAGGGGUGUCCUGUCAGAUUCUUCCAUUAAAUAGGUUUUCCUCUGACUCCUCCUUAGCCAGGAGUAAUCCUCCCCCAGCUUACAAGGAACCUCCUCCUCCAACCAAAUCAAAACCAAUUGCUGAAGUUUCUCCGUUCUCAAGUAAAAAGUAUGGAGAAAGAAAAAGUGAAUCUACUGAAACAGCAAUUGUUACUAGCAUACAUACCUCGACAGUAACCUCAACAGUGAGAAUGUUAUCAUCUUCAACAUCUGUUGCUCUAGACUCUCCACGACAAGAAGCAUCUAAUACUUUACAGUUACCAACCUCCACAGCGGUAUCUAAGCGUACUUCAACUCCUGACCUUAACCGUAAUCCUUCCGGGUACAAGAACAGCGCGAACAACCUCUCUCCGAUUCGAGAAAAGCUGAUGCAGUUCCGGAGAUCAAUAACUGAACCUCUGCUCCAGUACUUCCAUGAAGUUCAUAUGCAAUCUCCUGACAUGGAAGAACCUGACGUGCUUAACACUCCGAAGACGCUGAGUUCGAUAUCAGAGGAACAAAACCACCGGCUCUCACGCCGUCUAUUCGACUCCCAGCCUAGCGAACCCAACGAUUCCAUCACGGGCAAUAUUCAACCCGUCAAACAAUCAAGGAUUCUGGGAUUGCGGAAAACUGUGAGUUUGGCGGGAAGAAACGAAGACGACGGACAGAAUGAAGAUUGGACGCGGCAUCCGGCACCAACAAGUCAAGUUAAUGAAUAUGAAAAUAUAUCUCCCACUCCUUCCACAGAUCUGUAAAUAGAAAGUAAAACGAAUGCCACAGGUCUAAAAAAAAGAGUAACAAUAUCUGGGACCAUUUUGAAAGUAUGAGCUUAAAAGGGUAAAACCCCUCAAUGUUUAUAGAAAUCUUAAAAUUAGCCAAAAUAAGCAUUUAAAUAUAAAGCAUAAUUAUCAACAUUCGCAGCCCAUGAUUAAUAAUUGCAAAAUUAAGCAAAAUUAAAAUUUGUCCAACAAAAUUCAAUGUUUAUCAAUUGUAUCGUAAGAAACUUGCAGUAUUUUAUAUGUAAUAUGUCAAAAACAAAAACACAUCACCACCAAAGAUUCGAGUCAAAAUCCAUAAAUUUGUAUGCUUAAGAAACCAUAAAUAAACUUUAAAAUAAAGAAA
Molecule: messenger RNA, 4669 nt
Organism: Eurytemora carolleeae
Lineage: Eukaryota; Metazoa; Arthropoda; Copepoda; Calanoida; Temoridae
Exons: 28
Coding region: 178-4302 (1374 amino acids)
Cellular component (GO): cytosol
Molecular function (GO): transmembrane receptor protein tyrosine kinase adaptor activity; fibroblast growth factor receptor binding
Source: RefSeq, a predicted model, not a curated record